UAAUGAAAAAGUUAAAAUAUUCGUUUUGCAUAUGUAUCUGACAAACCUUCACAUUCCGAAGGCGUGAUCGUCCACAAGGUCUCGCUAUUUCUCGCGAGACGAUAUGUUACGUAGCAGCUUUUCAUACACCUCCAAACCAACUAACCUUCCGAGAACGGUGUUAUAUACGUAAGUUAAACAGCUUUCUGCAGGUAGCAGUUUUUAAGUCAUACGAGCGACUGUAGUAGCGCACAGCGUACUGUGCAAACUAGCAAACAGGUCUUCCAGCAGAAAUUGAAUGUCGAUACUUCCGUGUGUUUGUAGUGUGUGUUCAAGAUACUUAACAGCAAAUUAAAUCGCCCUGCAAGUGCUUUACCCUCGCUUGUCAAUGUCGUCCGAACCUCAUAUGUCGGCCAGCACCCACACAACUAAGCCUGCAGAACACAAGUGGAGGCUGAGUUAUGUCACCGGGGACCUGUUCUCCUGCCCUGCGCGUGAAGCUCUGGCCCACUGCAUCAGCGAGGACAUCCGUAUGGGGGCAGGCAUAGCUGUGGAAUUCAGAAAGAGGUUUCAAGGGGUGACUGAGUUAAAAGAGCAAAAAAAAGUUACAGGACAGUGUGCCGUACUGAAAAGCGAUGGACGCUUUGUCUACUAUCUGAUCACAAAGAAAAAGGCAAGCCAGAAACCCACCUAUGACAGCCUGAGACAGAGCCUGGAGGACAUGAGGUCACAUUGCCUGAAGAACCAAGUAUCAAGAAUAUCGAUGCCUCGUAUCGGCUGUGGCCUGGAUCGACUCAAGUGGACGAGCGUGUCAGAGAUACUGGAUCAGGUCUUCAAACACACAGACAUCUCCAUCACAGUUUACAGUCUUCCUCAGAAAGAAGAGACCACAGUGAUGAAGGAAAACAGACGCAGAUGAUUCAUGGAAAUGUUAAUUAUUGAAAUACUGAUGUAUAUAAAGCCAAGGAGAUUUUUUUUGUCAAAGUUGGAAACAUGUUAUUUUCUCUGUUAAAUAAAAUAAAGCUUUCUUUUUAUAAAAGAACCCACAUAAGCUC
Molecule: messenger RNA, 1034 nt
Organism: Haplochromis burtoni (Burton's mouthbrooder)
Lineage: Eukaryota; Metazoa; Chordata; Actinopteri; Cichliformes; Cichlidae
Gene: oard1
Product: O-acyl-ADP-ribose deacylase 1
Exons: 5
Coding region: 368-898 (176 amino acids)
Biological process (GO): peptidyl-glutamate ADP-deribosylation
Source: RefSeq, a predicted model, not a curated record